AUGCGCGCUCCGCAAGACUUCAAAGAGUUAAGGUCACUACUUGGCUUACUUUCGUUUCACAGACGGUUCGUACCCGCGUUCUCCGACGAGGUACAACCCCUACAAGAACUGAUGAAUGCACACAAGACCCUACCUUUCAUAUGGGAGGACCACCAUGAGGCGGCAUUCCAGGAACUAAAGAACCUCGUAGUAGGCGCUGAACCCCUGCAACCACUAAGACCGGAAGGCCAGUUGGUUCUCAACACCGACGCUAGCGGGUACGCUAUCGGCGGCGUGUUGUGUCAGGUCGUGGAUGGUGAAGUAAGCGUCAUAGAGUACGGCAGCAAGAAGCUCACCAACCACCAAGUCAACUGGGACACGCGCGAACGAGAGCUGUGGGCAGUAAAAUACUUUGUCCAGAAGUGGGAUGGCUACAUCAGACUCAGGCGGACACUGGUCCUUACGGAUCAUCGCAACCUAUCCUUCUUGGCGAAAGCCGAUAACGGUAAGGUAGGCAGAUGGGCGCUAUUCCUCCAGCAGUACGACCUAAUGUUCUCUUACAUCCCAGGAGAGUCUAACAUGGUCGCUGACGCGCUCAGUCGACUGACCGACGGUGACCCGGACGGAGACUCCGACCUUGACAAGAUGGGCCUCAGGUGCUUCUGCAUCCAGAAGCUCGACCAUACCGCACUGGAUUGUCCAGGUCCCAAGGACUUCAUGCGAGAGUUCAACCCGUCCCUCGACAGCGAGGACCAACUAAUCACACGAGACGAUGGUCUUAAACUACACGCACGCACGGGUAGGACCUACGUACCCACCACACUGAGGUCUAAAGUCCUCGCAUGGUAUCACCUAGGUGCAAUUGGCGGACACAUGGGCGUCACCAAAACGAUUCGCAGGAUCACUGCUCUAUUCUGGUGGCCAGGUCUAGCCAAAGACGUCAGAGACUUCGUCAAAGGUUGCUUCGUAUGCACGCGAUACCUGCCAACAAAAACACUCAACAGAAAGACGGUAGGAACGUCAGCAAUGGCGUCAUUUCUCGACAGAGUCAGCCUAGACCUGAUCGGACCACGCAUGUUCAAAGGCAACACCCACUACAUACUUGUGAUUAUAGAUACAGCAACACGGUUCCUAGUAACCCGAGUGAUCCAAAGCAAAGAAGCGCAGGUGAUAACUGACGCCUUUGCACAAGGGUUCGUUGCGUACUUCGGUGUGCCGCGGCAGGUCUACGUAGACAACGGCAGUGAGUUCGAAGGCGCGUUUGCAGCGUUCAUAACAAAAGUAUUACGGGUGGAUAUCGUAAAGUCACCACCAUACGUGCCAAGGAGCAACGGCAUAAACGAAAGCA
This is a messenger RNA of Gregarina niphandrodes, 1327 nucleotides long. RefSeq names its product putative Gag-Pol polyprotein. The transcript has a single exon. Gene Ontology annotation, molecular function: nucleic acid binding. The annotation marks the transcript as partial. The record is from RefSeq and is a predicted model, not a curated record. Gene Ontology annotation, biological process: DNA integration. Lineage: Eukaryota; Apicomplexa; Conoidasida; Eugregarinorida; Gregarinidae.